AUGUAUUCCCUGGAGGAGGUCCGCCUGGGCUGGCUUCCCUCCGGCCUGGUUGUGGAUCCCCGCGUGGGAAAUCAGCUGAACAACUAUGAGUACGAGUUCAAGCCCGUCCAUGGAAACGGGUCUUGUGCGUGUUACAAGUGCAUUCCUGCGAGUGCCCCGUGCGUUCAGGCGACCCUCAUCCUGACGCGGAAAGUCCUGGGACAUCUCCUGGGCACCUUCCUUCCGUCCGGUCUCUUCGUGGCGGUCUCGUGGGCGUCGCUCUUCUGGCCCGCUGACGUCAUCCCCGGCCGCACGGUGUUGGUGAUUACGUCAUUGCUCACGCUCAUCUCCAUGCACACAGCUGUUAGACAGAUCAGCCCAGAGACGAGUUACGUGAAGGCCGUCGACGUCUGGAUGUUCAUGUGCAUCGUCCUCUCGCUCCUCACGCUCUUCGAGUACGGGGUCGUCCUUGUUAUACGGAAAGCGCCUCGCGGGAGGACAGCACCGGCCCCCACCGCCGUGCAGCAGGUAACGAGGGACUAG
Messenger RNA from Penaeus chinensis, 522 nucleotides. Its product is annotated as glycine receptor subunit alpha-2-like. Gene Ontology annotation, cellular component: membrane; synapse; neuron projection. Gene Ontology annotation, biological process: signal transduction; chloride transmembrane transport; chemical synaptic transmission. The transcript is spliced from 4 exons. Gene Ontology annotation, molecular function: neurotransmitter receptor activity; chloride channel activity; transmembrane signaling receptor activity. Lineage: Eukaryota; Metazoa; Arthropoda; Malacostraca; Decapoda; Penaeidae. The record is from RefSeq and is a predicted model, not a curated record. Bases 1 to 522 code for a protein of 173 amino acids.